AUGUGCGAGCUUACCAAGAUUCUUCACCUCUGCGGUCACGAAACCGGGGAGACCAGAUUGGAGCUAUGCGGCCUGAAGCCCGGAAUCAGCUGCCAGAAGCCGCGCGAGCGGCAUCAGACCGUCUACUCGUACUGCACCGGCGCCUCGCACGGCCGGAAGCUCUCGCAGUGCCGGCGCCUGGCAUUUUGCUCGCUGGGUUGGGUCUGCCACGAGUGCGGCCUUCUCAGCCCGCCAGUGCCCAAGCCCGAUUCCGUGCCCUUGGCCGUGUGGCGCGCCAAACUUCUCUUUUCCAUUGCCUGCGAAAUCUGCGGCGCAAAGGAAAGCCCUCUCUCGCGGCUCCCCGGCCCGUAG
Messenger RNA from Cordyceps fumosorosea ARSEF 2679, 351 nucleotides. RefSeq lists its product as hypothetical. Bases 1 to 351 code for a protein of 116 amino acids. Lineage: Eukaryota; Fungi; Ascomycota; Sordariomycetes; Hypocreales; Cordycipitaceae. The record is from RefSeq and is a predicted model, not a curated record. The transcript has a single exon.